Molecule: messenger RNA, 804 nt
Organism: Prionailurus viverrinus (fishing cat)
Lineage: Eukaryota; Metazoa; Chordata; Mammalia; Carnivora; Felidae
Product: putative protein FAM172B
Exons: 1
Coding region: 1-804 (267 amino acids)
Biological process (GO): regulatory ncRNA-mediated heterochromatin formation
Cellular component (GO): nucleus
Molecular function (GO): siRNA binding
Source: RefSeq, a predicted model, not a curated record
AUGAGUGAGAGAGCAUUAACAAGUCAUCGUUCUGUUCUUCUUGUUCUUCUUCAAGACCAAGGAGUCUUUAGAGCUGGUCAGUGGAGUCAGCAGGCAAUAAUACAUCAUGGUCUCCAACAUGGAAGUCAGAUACCAUGUAUUCAAAUGGCAUUGCAGGCACAUUAUGAUGUAAUUGUGCUAAACCCCAAUGACAAUUUCAUCGACCUAAACAUGGAAGAAGAGCAGAAAGGCCUUUUAACCCAAACUAAGGGGUCAUCUUCCCUAAAAAUGGUUCCAGCAGAGAACUUUUUAUCUGUCCAGCAACCUCUCCAGUGCACCCCUAAAAGAUGCAGCAACACUCCUGAAGAACACAUGGCUUACAUUUGGGAUUACUUCAUUUCAAAGACUGAAGGCAAGGAUGUUGCCUUCAUUGUACAUGGUUACGGAGGCUUGGUUUUUAUGGACUUACUUGUUCGUAAAAAGUGGGAAGUGAUGAACAAAGUAUAUGCUGUUGCCUUUAUUGACUCUGAACAUCAUGUAGGACACCAGCUGGGAAGUGAUGUUCAGUUAUUGGCCUGGAUAAAGCACCACUGCCGUGAAUGGGUGACAAGCCCUAAGCCUUUGGAUAAACCUGCAGCUACUGUUUUAAAACAGGAGUUUCCUAUGGUUUCUGCUGGUACAGAAAAACACAACUUAGCCCCUUCCUCUAGCCUUCAGUCAAUUUUUAAAUACUUUAAAAAAGCUUUGAAAGCCAAAACAACUAUUAAUUUUUCUCGAGUGCCAAUAGUAACUAGAAGCUCCACAAAAAGAAAGCAAAUUGCUUAA